Molecule: messenger RNA, 5278 nt
Organism: Dendronephthya gigantea
Lineage: Eukaryota; Metazoa; Cnidaria; Anthozoa; Malacalcyonacea; Nephtheidae
Product: tachylectin-2-like
Exons: 3
Coding region: 385-3558 (1057 amino acids)
Molecular function (GO): protein binding
Source: RefSeq, a predicted model, not a curated record
UUAGUUUUCGGAACUGUCAAGAGAAGUUAGAACCGUUGGUUUAAAAAAGUGUUUAUGAAGAAAUUUCCAACUUCCAUAACUCCGUGAUGUCUGAUCCCUGCGCAUAUGCCAUGACGAAGGAUUGGUUUCCUGCCAUGUGAUGCAAUAUCUCUACUGAGUGCUUGUGAGGUUUUAAAUUACAAUUAGUUUCCGUUUGGUUUUAAUACAUCAACAAUCGCGAGUGUUCUCUGCGAAUUUUGGUACAUUUCAUUGGCAGGUAUUGAAAUAAUCGCUUUUAAUAUUGGAAAAGAUUUCAGUCCAUCUGUCUGUUAUCCUUCUUGAGAAUUUUGAUCAUUUAGUGGAAUCAUCGCUUUGAAGAUUUGAGAAGUAACCUCGUGCAAUGCCAUGGAUUCUGUCGAUCUACAAGAAAAGGCAAAUUUUACAAGACUCAGUAGACUUUUAGUUGACAAAGGAACUGAGGCUUUGAGAAAUACAUUUGAUAGCAUCCAUCCACCUGUUAAUCUACCUGGAAUACUAGCUGCAAACAAAAUAUCUCUCCAAAGAAUAAAACCUCGAGUUAUUAAUAAUCCCCAGUGGGAUUUACUGUUCCCUCCGUCUGGGAACCCACCAGAUUCCAAAACCUUUGAUGUCACAUUACUUACAGUUCUAUUCCGGAACAUUUGUGGUUUUCCAUCAACAGGAUGGGGUGCAAUGCCUCCGGAUACUGAUAGAUCAACGCAGGCGAAUAUCGCAAGAAUCAAGUGGUUAAGAAACGAUGUUUAUGCACAUGUAACAACAACUCGAGUUGACAAUGCAAAAUUUGGGUCUUUAUGGAAGAAAAUUUCCAAGGCGAUAACAGAAUUGGGCGUUUCACAGAGUGAUGUCGACGAUUUAAGAAAAUGUCCUCUAGGGCCUGAAGAAGUAUUGUAUGUGCAAAAGCUUAAAGAUUGGGAACUGCGAGAAGAUGAGUGUAAUAAAAGGCUUGCAGAAAUUGAAUAUUCUGUAAAUAAUGUAACACGAAUCGCUGAAGAAAACCGUGACGAAAUAAAUAGAAUCCGCCAGUCUCACACCAAUCCUGAAAAGAAAUCCCGCACAGAAAGUGAUAAAGAUUUAUUGCAAAAACUUGCUAAGCAUAAUUUCAUGGGUAAAAUUCAAAGAAAAGUGAAAUUUUUCCUUCCUGGAACCAGAGUGUGGUUGUUAAAAGAAGUUGACGAGUGGUUUUGUAACAGUGUGAGUGACUCAAGAAUAAAGUUAAUAAAAGCUGGACCAGGAUUUGGUAAAAGCGUGUUUGCCGCUAAAAUCUGUAAAGAUUUUGAGAAGAAUGGAAAGCUGGCUGCUUGUCACUUUUGUGAUUUCAGUGAUUCAAACUUAAGAGAUCCUAUGGUGAUGCUGCAGUCUCUCGCAAGUCAGAUGUGUGAGAAUGUCCCUGGUUUUAAAGAGAAGCUUCUUGAUCAGUUAAAGCGACCUCAUCAAGUUCAAAACCUGAAAGAUGCCUUUCAAAUAUAUUUGCAAAAUCCCUUAGAUGAAUUGCAAAUAAAAGAGGCACGUUUAGUCGUGAUCGAUGGCUUGGAUGAAAGUACGGCAGAUAAUAAGAAUGAAAUCACGCAUUUGAUUGCUGAAUAUUUUCCAGAUCUUCCCGAGUACAUCAAAAUCUUGGUUACCAGCAGGCCAGAGAUUGCUUUAGCAAGACUAAGAGGUGUUCAAAAGAUAGACAUUGGAAACAAGAACGAAAACAAUGUCUCUGAUCUUGAAUUCUAUCUUAGAGCUUGUCUUCCAAGUUUAGAGGACAAUACAAUUUAUCGAAGCGGUUUGUUCGAGUCCUCAGACGGGUCUUUACAAGAAUUGUCAGAUGUGUCCCUUGAUGACCUGCUCCUGACAAAGAACCCUGAACGUGUCUUUGGUGGAACCAUCAGUUUACUUUCCGACGUCGCUGAGAAAUGUUCGGGCUCAUUUCUCUAUGCAUAUCUCUUCCAAUCCGGGCUAAGGGAUCGCUAUGAUCUUGAGAAGUUGACAAAUAACGACGUCUUGGAAUUUCUCCCAGAAGGACUGAAUUCUAUUUACCAAGGAUAUUUCAAACGCCUUGAAGACGAGAUUAAUAAAGCGAUAAAGAAUGAAAAGUUCAAUGUGUUGAAAAUUUUAGAAAUGGUGGCUGCUUCUAAAGGACCUCUUCCCCUCACAUUCAUCGCUCAGGCUUUUGGGUUAGCUCCAGAUUGUCGCGAAACGAAAAACAUCAUAAGCAAAAUAAAUGAAACCGUGUCGUGCUUGUUGUACGUUUCAGAUGACAUGUUAACCGUUUUUCACAAAUCCGUUAUUGAUUGGCUUUUAGCAAAGGGCUACAAAGAUCACCAGUAUACUGUGAAGGUUGACAAUGGACAUAGAUCGCUCUGGCUUUUAUGCGAAAAAGUUUUUGAAGUAAUUGUGAAGCGUGUUUCCUCCAAACUUGAGGUGCACUUUUCUAAUGAAGUAGAAUACGCUCUGGGUCAUGGUCUGGGACAUCUUGAAAAAUGUGAAAUGGAGGAUGGUGUAUUCUGGUCAACUGAUGUUAUUAUCGUAAGCUUUAUGCUAACUACCUUUGAUCAGAUUAGAGCAGAUAAUUUGUUGCUAUUCUGGGAAAGAAUUCUUCGAAGUUCUGUGAUUAAAAGGGAAGAGGUAUGUGCCCGCAUUUCGUGGCAUGUCGUUGAAUUCAGCAUUUGGCCUAAAGGCGUAGCAGGGGACUUCAAAGAACAUUAUUCCACACCAUUUCCAAAAUUAUUGUCGAUAACUUCACAAUCGUACUUACAAGCCGUUCUUAUGCAUCCUUCAGAAGGGUAUUUCAGUGAUGGUGAGAAGAAAAUCGCGGAAAGCUUACUAUCAAACGUUUCACCAUUUGUCGGGCUGUAUUAUUGUAAAGUCUCCGUUUUGCCGCGAGCAGUCUUGAGACCCAGUUACAUUUCCCGUAGUAAAGAGAUUACAGUUGUUAUUUUAUCAGACGAGAAGAAAAGAUUAGCAGUUGGGUUAAAAAAAAAUUUGCCAUUUAUGCUAAAUUUUGUUGAUCUUUUGAUUUAUUCAACAAAAUUUCAAAAAAUUUCAUGUUGCAUAUUUUCUCCAGACCGUUCGCUCGUAUUGUUUGGUAAACUGGAAACGGCGUUUAACAUUCUGGAAAAAAGGGAAGUUCCAUUUUUUCCCGGAAAUGAAGAGUCCUUCGUGUCCUGUGCAUUUUCUCCUAACGGCAAGAGGCUGGUGACCAGCGAAGGUUCAAACACCAUUAAAGUAUGGGAUGUUACUAAACAAAGGUUGGUAUCUUCGCUUUGUGCUGAAAUACCUGUUGAUUGGUGCUCUUUUAGCAUCACAGGGCUAUUUAUCAUUGGGGAUUCAAAAUCCUCCUUGAGAUCAUCACAGUAUGUGUGUGAUUCGAUGUGUGUUUGGAACGCCAUCACAUUCCGAAGGAGCGAUAAGCGAAAAUUGUCUCAAGAGAAAUGUGAACGAUGUUUUCGGCGAGGAUUGAAAGAACAAACUUCUACACAAAUUGAAACGCAGGUUUGGUGGAUUAAUAAAAGAAAAUUUGCAAUGUUGUGUCCAUGGAUCUGCUGUGGUGUGUAGUGUAUUUUUAUCGUCGAAAGAGUGUUUAUAUGAUUCCAAUGUUUUAGAAAGUUUUUCCUUGACUGCCAUUGUUGCUUGGACUAUCUUUGCCGCUUCUUGCCGUACAUUCCUUCAUCAAAUCAAUGAUGCAAUAAAAAUGGAACUGUUAGAAGAUAAUCUGUAUAUAAUGAAGAUAUUGCCUUAAGAACUUGACCUAGGCUAACACCUUAAUAUUUUUUAAGAUCUUAAUUUGGAUUUGAUGCCCAUGAUGUAUGUGCGUGCAAAAUGGCGACAUUCGGUUUAAAUUUGGAUGGGAUUUAGUACCCCAAGGAAUGCGUGCGCACAGCAUCAUGGGAUUUAGUAAAAAUAUAUAUAUUUAUAUUGGCCUGUAUAUAUUGAAUAAGACUUCGAAUAUUUUUGGCAAGAAUCUUGCUGGUUUAUAUCGGGACGAUGGCUUGGCUUUAGGAAAAGGAAACACAACUCGGAACGCUGACAAGGAAAGCAUUAAAUGAAACAUUCCAUCAGCUUGGUCUGAAGAUUACAUGUGAAGUAAGUCAUCACCUCGUAAAUUUCUUAGACAUUACGUUGAACUUGGAAGUCGAUCGUUUCAAGCCAUAUAGGGAGCCCUUUAACACAACCUUCUAUGUAGACAGUCGAUCUAACCACCCGCCAGCAAUACUAAAGCAAAUACCGAAGUCAAUAAACAUGCGUAUAUCAUCUCUCUCAUCUGACAAAGAGACAUACGACGAACAGUCAAAACCCUUUUAUGUGGAAAACUUGAAACAAAGCAUUUAUAAAGAAGAUUUGCACUACAAUCCUGAAGACCCCAACGUAUCGGCAACACGGAAACGAAAGAGACAUGGAAAUAUUAUAUGGUUUAACACCCCGUAUCAGUUAGGACAUACGUUGGAUUCAGAUUUCUUCAACUUAUCGACAAACAUUUUCCUCCCAGAAACCCGCUUCACAAGAAUUCAACAGAAGCACGAUAAAAGUCAGUUACAGUUGUAUGCCAAAUGUAAAAUAUGUAAUUUGACAGCAUAAUCGGAAAGUAUUAAGGAAAAACGAUUCUCAGACAACUCCAACGUGUAAUUGUAGAAAUUCGGAUGAAUGCCCCAUAGACAACAAAUGUCAAUCGAAAAGUGUCGUUUACAAAGCAAUUGUAUAACUUCUCUUGAUGACCAUGUAAAGAAAGUAUUUGUCGGUAUGACAGCAAUUCGUUUAAGAAAAGACAUCAACCAUAAGAAAUCGUUUAAUUUAAUUCGUUAUGAAAAACUGAAGUGUCUAACUGUAUAUGGCAACUUCAAUUUAAGCAAAAAGAUUUUUCCAUCCAUUGGUCAAUUCUGAAUCACUCAACACCAGUAGCCCGGUAGCUCACGUUGUAAUCUUUGUAUUGAAGAGAAACUUUGGUUAAUGAAAUCAAAGCAUAAAAACUUGGAAAAUAAGCGAUCGGAGGUGUGUCGCGAGACUUGUGUACUUAAGCCAACCAUCAUGACUUAAAACAACUGGUAGAUGUGGUAGACUUUGUAGCCUUGUUUGGUAGAUGUUGGAAGCUGAAACUGCACUAUUUAUGGUUAGGCUAGGAGACAUAAAGGUUUGUAGAAAUAAGGGAUGAGUGUAAUGUAAAUAGCAUUAUCUGUAAGUUGUCUAACACUGUGGACAGAGACUAAUUAAAGAAGUAAAUAAAACCUAAUUAGACAACUUCAACUUUAAAGUGCCUAUAUCACUCGCGGGAUCUUUAUGC